Molecule: messenger RNA, 2243 nt
Organism: Amaranthus tricolor (Joseph's coat)
Lineage: Eukaryota; Viridiplantae; Streptophyta; Magnoliopsida; Caryophyllales; Amaranthaceae
Product: importin subunit alpha-4
Exons: 10
Coding region: 194-1810 (538 amino acids)
Biological process (GO): NLS-bearing protein import into nucleus
Cellular component (GO): cytoplasm; nucleus
Molecular function (GO): nuclear import signal receptor activity; protein binding
Source: RefSeq, a predicted model, not a curated record
AACUCGGUACCCAUACCCGGACAAAGCACCCGAAUCAAGAUUCAACACAGUAUUGUCAUCCUCUUCUUCUCCCCGUCUCCUCAUUUUCUAAUCUCUUCUCUCUCUCUCUCUCUGCCUUUUUUCUUUGACGCAUUUCAUCGAACACCUUUGAGGGCAAUUUGCUCAAAGAAAAAAGCAGAACAAGAAUUCAACAAUGUCGUUGAGACCCAAUUCAAGGACAGAAGUAAGGAAGAAAUCUUACAAACUUGGGGUUGAUGCCGACGAAGCUCGUCGUCGUAGAGAGGAUAAUUUGGUGGAGAUCAGGAAGAAUAAGAGGGAAGAUAAUCUUUUGAAGAAGCGUAGAGAAGGUUUAGUCCUUCAAAAUCAAUCCCAAUCUCAAUCUCAACCUCUUAACAAUGAUGUUCCUCAGAAUCUCGACAAGAAGUUGGAAAGUAUUCCUAUAAUGGUUCAAGGAGUAGCAUCUGCUGAUCCUGCUUUGCAAUUAGAGGCAACCACUCAGUUCAGAAAGCUUUUGUCCAUUGAACGGUGCCCUCCGAUUGACGAAGUUAUUAGAGCUGGUGUUAUCCCAAAGUUUGUGGAAUUCCUUGACAGGCUUGAUCUACCUCAACUUCAGUUUGAAGCUGCAUGGGCUUUGACUAAUGUGGCAUCUGGGACUUCGGAACACACAAGAGUUGUUAUUGACCAUGGUGCUGUCCCAAAGUUUGUUCAGCUCUUAGCGUCUCCCAGUGAUGAUGUCCGGGAGCAGGCAGUGUGGGCAUUGGGAAACGUUGCUGGCGACUCUCCAAGCUGUAGGGAUCUUGUACUGAAUCAUGGUGCACUCGCGCCAUUGUUAUCUCAGCUGAAUGAAAACUCCAAACUGUCAAUGCUGAGGAAUGCUACCUGGACAUUGUCCAACUUUUGUCGUGGCAAACCACCGGCACCCUUUGAACAGGUUAAACCUGCGUUACCGAUUCUUCGACACCUUAUUCAUCUAAAUGACGAAGAAGUUUUAACAGAUGCCUGCUGGGCCCUUUCGUAUUUGUCUGAUGGCCCUAAUGACAAAAUUCAGACUGUCAUUGAAUCUGGAGUAUGCCCACGGCUUAUUCAGCUCCUUCUCCAUCCUUCGCCAACUGUUCUCAUUCCUGCUCUUCGAACAGUUGGGAAUAUUGUUACGGGAGAUGAUACCCAAACCCAGUUUGUACUGGACAACAAUGUUCUUCCUUGUCUCAACCAACUUCUCUCUCAAAAUCACAAAAAGAGCAUCAAGAAGGAAGCAUGUUGGACAAUAUCGAAUAUAACUGCUGGAAAUAAGGCUCAAAUUCAGGCUGUUAUAGAGGCUGGUCUGGUGCAGCCUCUCGUGUACCUACUCCAAAAUGCAGAGUUUGACAUCAAGAAGGAGGCUGCAUGGGCAAUUUCAAAUGCUACAUCUGGCGGAUCUCCCGAUCAGAUAAGAUUCUUGGUUAAUCAAGGUUGUAUCAAACCUCUCUGUGAUCUUUUGAUAUGCCCAGAUCCACGAAUUGUUACGGUUUCCCUUGAGGGGCUUGAGAACAUACUAAAGGUAGGAGAGGCUGACAAAGAAAUGGGAAUGAACGGUGGAGUGAAUGUAUAUGCUCAAUUUAUUGAUGAAUGCGAAGGGUUGGACAAGAUCGAGAACUUACAAACUCAUGAUAACAAUGACAUUUAUGAGAAGGCUGUGAAAGUGUUGGAGAAGUACUGGGCUGAAGAAGAAGAGCAAGCUGUUCAGGAGGGUUCUGCAGCUAUGAACCAGCAGGGUUUCAACUUUGGUGCUACUCAGCCCAACAUUCCAGCAGGCGGUUUCAAGUUUGCCUGAAGAUGGGAUGAUCGAGCUUUUGGCGUUUAUAGAGCUUCCAUAUCUUUAGGCCUCUUCUCCACUUGUGUACUUCACACGACCGAAAAUGAGGAAAAUUAUGGGUAUUUAGUCUCCCUUAGAGCCGGUGUUUUGGUCUUGCUCUUAGGGAUCAUUGUUCUAUGAAUUAUGGGUUUACUUGUUUUGUGUUUGUGUCUCACAAGAAAAUUUAUGUUAUACUCAGAAUUUGUAUUUACCUGCACAAGUUUAGUCACAAGUUUCUUGCCAUGUUUGGCCCCUUGAAUUUUUUUUUUUUCCGAGAAUUUUAAGUUUCAAGUUGAUUGUCGAGUAAGGAUAAAUAUUCUACUGUUAUACAUUUCAACAAAUAUUAAUGUAUGUUUCUUAUUAUUUUUAAAAAAUUUGUUUAAAGAUAUAUAAGUAGUAAAGGUACAAAAAG